Lepus europaeus (European hare) is the source of this 6450-nucleotide messenger RNA. RefSeq lists its product as uncharacterized. The transcript has 48 exons. NCBI's taxonomy places the organism in Eukaryota, Metazoa, Chordata, Mammalia, Lagomorpha, Leporidae. The record is from RefSeq and is a predicted model, not a curated record. Bases 1 to 6450 code for a protein of 2149 amino acids.
AUGGAUGAAACACACAAGCUCGCUUCCACGGAGAGGACCCAGCUGUUGGAGAAAGAACUGGCUGUGCGGCUGGCCGAACUGAAGUCUGAGUUAGAAGGGCAGGGGCCUUUCUGGGGAACAUCUAACAGAACUUACAGCUCUGUUCAGAUACCGAAAGACAUUUCUUACUUUAGAAGAGAACGGGAACUGGCACUCCAGAGAACCUUACAGGUGGCCACGGCGAAGCCCCUUGUUAUUCAGGCAGAUGUCCUGCAGAGGGAGUUAGAGAGCUGCCUAAGAAGAGAGUACACUCCGGAAAACCUACCUUUGCUUCUAUUGCAGCAUUACACAGAGAGAACUGCCCAGCUGGUUCAGAGCAAACACCUCCACGUGCUCAGGUGGAAGAGGUUUUGCCGGCACAGUCAGCCCAUGGAGCAGCUUUAUCCUCUUUACAAGAAACAAGUCGGCUACAUCAUGCAGGAGUGCAGUGAUGCUGCUCAGAGAGCUGAAAGAUUGUCUGUGGCUCGAGAAAACUUCCUGAUGGGAAAAACCAACCCUCCUGAGUUAGUAACCCUGGAAGACCUAACCAUCUACACCAAGUGGCUCGUGUGUCACCUGCACUCUCUCCGGACAGUCCACCGCUACCUGCAGGCCCUCCAGAAUCUGCCCAUCUCCAAAGUGCUGAGUGACACUGCAAACCAAGCCCCUGAAAACAAGAAGGUCAAUGUCAAUGACAUCAACCCCGAUGUCCAGGGUUAUGCAUCUCCUGGCGCUGUGGAUACCAGCAUUGCAGGUUCAAGGAGAGCAGAGGCUGCUUGCAUCCUGCCCCAACACACAGCAGAAGCAGGAGACCUGAAGCCUCAACUGAGGUCCCUCCUCUCCCAUUUCCACAUCCCGUACGACGUUGAAGAGCUCAGGGACGCUGCAAAGGAGAUGCAGCUGUUUUUCUUGGUUUCCCAGAAAUUUCAAAGCAUCUUCAUGGAGCAACAGAAGAUGCAGACGUUUCCCGACUAUGAAGCUCGGAAGGCAACUGCAGAGAAUCUGGGUCUGGCAGGACCUCCUUCAGCCCUGAAAAAGAGAGCCAACUGGAUUCCCUUUAUAAAGAUCAAGCCAAAAUGUGAUCCCUGGCAAAAGAAACUUCUGAUCAAACUAAAAGAACGGAGAAGAAUAGAUGCAUUGAUGCAACUGCAAGCCAAGUUUUUGAAGAUUUCCGACCCCGAGCGAGUAAUGCAAGCGCUUCGCGAUCACGCUGCAAAGACAGCCACGCUGGCGCCACGUCAUCACCCGUCUUUCGUGACUGCCCAGGGUGUGCCUCAGCGCAGCUAUGACCAGAUCUGGGAGAAUAUUUACAGCAACGUCCAGCUCUACCAGGUGAGCUUUUUGAACCGCUUUGAGAUGCAAGGUCUGUGUUAUCUUUCUCCUGCCUGCUCAAGGUACAACUACGCAAUGACCCUACAACUGCUGGGCCUGGAUGAUGAGGGGGCUGAGCCCAGUGCACGGGAUCCUGUCCUGAUGAGAGGGGCCUACUUGUCCUUUCUAUAUCUACGCCACCUGCGGAUCAGGGAGCUGCAGCGCAUCUGCUUGGGAAUUCUGAACUAUUUCAGAUCCAUGGAGCGAACCUUGACCAUCAACUCUUCAGGCCUCACUGUGGUUUCAGGGGACAUGGUCCCCACCAUGGAAGACAGUUGCUGGGCAAACGUGGCCAAAGAAGGCCGCCGGACGGCAGAAGGAGAAGGAACGUGGCACCUGCUUGAGACACCUGCAUUCCAUAUCAAAGCCCACGGCACCGGAUUCGUGGAGUUCUCCGAAGUGGAGGAGCAGGAUGACUGUUACAGCACGGCUGCUGGCUGCAUCCACAGCCAGGACCAGCACGGGGUGUACAUCAUGUAUGACGUAGCCCUGAGUGACCUGCAGGGGCUGGAGGCUGAGCUGCUGCUUGUGGCCAGCCAUUACAUCCAGAAAGAAAAAGGUCACAGAGAGGGCAGUGAGGUGGAAAGCGGCCAGCACUGGGGAUGGGCCCACGCGGGUGUGGACAGGUUUGCAGUGCUGUAUCACCUGUGGACUUGGGAAGCCACUCUUCUGGAAAACAAGCGCCAGCUUCUUGAUAGCUACUUCGAAGCCUACCAGCACACGCUGGAUCCUCAAGAGAGGUUGGCCUUAGCUCAAGUGAUGACUGACGUCAUGUACCGGCGCCCCAGGUUCGAUCUCGGCCACCCAUACUUCAUUAAGGCCUACCAAGAGGAAUGCACCUGCCUGAGGCUGCACCUGCAGCUAGUGCGGCACAUCCUCCACCAGCAGAUAGAGUGUCAGCGGGAAUAUGUCCAGAGGCUUUGGCGAGAAGAUCAUCUCGAUGUUGAUGAUAGGAAUAAAUUCGGCCUUCCCCUCAACAUCAUUUGCAAACAAUUGAUUUCCAUCAACAACAGCUGCCCAGCUUUGGAAGACAUUUAUCUACUGGAGUUCCAUCCUUCUCUUGGCCUGGCUGCACUCAUCCCCAAAGCCCUGGACCACCUCCUCCAGGAAGCCUGCCGGGUCUCUAGACCCACAACAGCCAGCGGCCUUGCCCUGCUGGAGCGACGCAUCCUGCGGCUGGCCCUGGACCUGUGCUUCGCCCCGACCCAGCCCGAGACCUGGUACAGUGCGCGGCUCCAGACAGAGCUGUUUUCGGCUAAAGUGAUGGGAGAUCCCUUUCUCGUGGAAGAGAUAGGCCUGCUGGCUCUCCAGUCUGCAGCAGCAGCAGGACAAGAACAAGGGCCGGGGCCUCCUGUGCUGCCCCUGGACACGUUCGCCAGACUCCUGGAGCUCUUGACCCUCCGCCACCGGCUGAUCGAAGCGAGUCUGCAGAGUGCGCACUUAGCUCGGCUCUAUAAGGAGUUGGCACAGGAGAUGGGGUUUGAAGAGUUCCAUUUGCACCUGAGGCCUGUUCCCUUUGAGUUUGCAACACACAAGGAUGAGGUGGACGGAUCACCGCCUGCCUUUGUAACUUCCCUGUUGGAGGACGCUGGCCAGGUGGACAGGUAUUCUCCUACUGCUCUCGUCUUAGCCAUCUCCGAAGUGGAUGACAACCAAAUCGGCAAAUUUAGUUUUUAUACGAAGGAAGCCAUCCUUAAGCUCCUGUUCCAUUCCGGAGUGGAGAAUAUGCAGGUGACCCUGGCAUGCCAGGUUGCUCAGAAAAAUGCCCUGAUGGUGGCUGUCCGGCAGGCAUUCUAUCACACUCCUCGAGGGGACUGCGCUGCUGAGGCCAAGGAAAUAAGUUCAGAUCCGAGGAAUCCUGGAAGAAGAAAUUCCAGAAUUGUCAGUGGCACGGAGAGUUUGUUGGUAUCCCCAACCCCAAAAGCCCCAGACGUACUCGCUCAUUCUUCAGAGAGAUUUCAGGCUUCCAAAAGAGCUGCGGAGGCCUUUGUGUCGAUUCAGCUGGAAAAGGCAGGGCUACGGGACCUGAUGCUGAAUGACUUCCUCCUCAGGAAACGGGCCCUGGCCGACAGGAUGGAGAGCCCCGAUGAAAUUGGAAAAGUCAAGAGGGACGUGAUAGUCGACUAUUGUCAGAAGUUUAACCGCCACAUGUGUCACCACGCUCUCCGGGGCCAGAUCGUGGCCUACUACAGCAGCCUGAGGGCGCUGCUGGAAGAUUUCCCUACCGUCAGGGAUACCUUUUUCAUGGUGGGUCGAGCACAGGAGAAGAAGGGGCCGAGGGACUCCGAGGAGGGCCUCCAGGCCGACCCCAGCAGGAGCUUCCAGCCCCGGCCUCGGUGUUUGCUGUCCCCUGAUGGAAAAGUCUUCCUCAACUUGUGGUUCCUACCCCACCCUUCCGAAGUGUUGGCGAUGUUCAGAACUCUGCCAGAAAAGGCAGCGUUCAGAGCCUUACAGCUCACUCUGCGGCUGGUGGCGCCUCUGCAUGACAUUGUGGCCUACCUUCUCAGCUUUGCGAAACUGGGCAACGGCCCAGCAUCUUUUGAGUGUCCUCUGAGCCCAAGCGCUUGGAGGGGUGACUGGGGAGGAACAGAGGGCAUUGGGUCCGAGCUGCGAGAGCUGCAGAAAAUGCUUGACAACCUCCAGAGCCCCCGGGACCCCGGCCAGGUUUCCCAGGCCCUGCUCCUCCACAGGGAGAUUCUGUUGCUGCAGUUCGACAUGGCCGUGCGGCACCGCAUCAGAAACACAUUUUUGGCAGCUGGAAAUGUUCAUGCCUACCAAUCCGUCACCGCUGGCAUGUGCCAUGGGCUGCCACCCCUGAGCAGCUGUCUCACGAAGAGCAUCUUUGCUUCGCAGCUCGGUGUGCCCCCGCCACUGGAUCCACGGAGCCUGCAGGCGUCUCUGCUGUUCCCGUGGAGAGCGCUGCUGGAGGACGGAGGACCGUUUCCUGUUACGAGCAGCAGCCCGGAUAGCCUAGACCACAGCAUGCAGCUGUGCCUCUGUAGGCUGAGUGACCGUGACCGCAAGGUGGCUCGUGGAGAGCUGGUGGCCGUGCAACUGCUCAUGGAAGACGUGCUUCUGAGCAGCGAUCCUGUGACCACGGGGGCUCCCCCCGGAUGGCAAGCCACCCCGGACAAAAAUUCACAGGUCAAUAAAGAUGGACUUCUGCAAUGCUUUCAGCCAAGUCGGUCUGGAGGAGCAGGAUCCAGAAGUCGGUUCCCAAGCAGCACCAAGACCGCCCUGCUGCUGGAGGGCCCACGCGAUGUCCUCGUGUCCCUGGCUUUGCUGAGAUCAUUUCUGAUAGUGUGGAAGCAGCUGGAGGUGCUGAAGGAGCACUGGGGCCGACUCAAGCUGCGAGGCCGGGACGUCGACUCCAUCUCUGCCCACAAACAACUCUCGGAGCUCUACGAGACUGACAUUCUGUACCCCAGCAUGAAGGCCAUAGCUAGGCAGAUGGGGAAAGAAGAUGAAUUUGAGGGACUUACUGUAAAUUGUCAGUCAAUAUUUCCCCCUCAAGGGGCCUCAGAAAUGGAAAUAAAAACGCAGCAGCUCCAGAAACUUCUGGAAAAUGUUGAAAUUCACAUGAUCCAGGAGGUAUUAAGAAAAGUUAACAGAGAGAUGACACUGGUUUUAUCAGAAAAAUCCAGGAAAGAGUGUCCUCUCCCUACAGAUCUCUGGAAACACCAAGCCAUGAAAGAAAACAUUUCAGUCUCAAGACCACAAAUAGUUGAAAAAUUCAUCCAGAGAUUAAUGGAGAGCUACAAAGACGGUGACCACGAGAUCGCUUUCAGAAAGGACCAUCUCGAGGCCUGCCUCCUGUCCCUGGGCUGUGACGUGGUGGCGCGAGAACGCAGCAGUUUCGAGGCCUACUCCACGUGCUAUGAGCAGGUGCUGCAGCACGCAAGGCAGAGGCUGCGCCAGAAGGAACAGGAGUUAGAGGUCCUGCAGAGAGGACAAGGGCCACCCGAAGACGUCGCUACUCAGGUUGCAGAGCUUAGUCACGAUAUGAUCAUGGAAAUCACUGCUCUGAGAGCCCAACUCACGGCUUUGGAAGAGGAGAAUCUGAAUCUCAGAAACGAGAUCAGAAAAGAAGUCCAGGAAGAAUACGAAGCACUAGUCCAAGCUUUGUUUGUGACCUGUUUACACAUAAAAGAGAAGCUGGAUGAGAAUCAGCUUAAUUUGAUCCAGAGCGUGUACGAGCUCAUCGGCGAAGUGAGAACAGAAGGGAUCGCCACUAUGAAGGCCCUAAAGAAAAAGUGGGGCUCCGCCGGGUCGGACGAAGGAAUGAAAGAAAACACAGCCCAAGAGCAGCUGCUGGCCUCGGAGCAGGACAACUGCAGCCUGGCCGCCCUGGUGUGCAAAGCGAGGAGCCUGGGCCGCUGGAGGCUGAGCGCGCAGCAGGCGCACUUCCAGGGCCAGCUGAGGCGGGCAGAGAAGGAAUCUAUGCAAAGUAAGAAAGAGUGUUUGAGCAUCCGGCUGAUGGCAGAACAGGAAGUGGGUGUAUUUCGCCAACAGUUACUGGGUCUCAGGCGGGCCCUGGCCAGGGCUCACGAUGACAACGCGAGGAUGUGGAAGCAGCAGGACAAGCAGGCUCGAGCGCUGCAGGACCUGCAGAGCAAAGUGGCUCAGGAAGCGCUCCGCCGGCGGCAGCUGGACACCCUGAGAACCUGCAGUGUGGAGCAGCUCCUGGAAGACGUAGGGCACAAGGAGCAGCAACUACAGCUCCUUACCGAGGAGGCCCAGAGGACUCGGAGGCGGGGCCAGCUGCAGCAGAAGGAGAUGACGCGAGAACUCCGCCAGGUGAGGAGCCGGCUGGCCCGGGAGCGCAGCGCGAAGCUGAGCGCCUUCCAGCGCCUGGAGGAGCUGCAGAGUCAGCUCCAGGACGCCCCGCCCGGCUCCCCGCGAGGCCUUCUGUCCCAGGCUCACUGCUCCCUAAGUUCUGCUUCCACACCAUCCAGGCACUCCCAGCUCCACUUUUUAAAGACAAAUCUUAUGGACAGUACCCUAACAAGAAGGAUACAGCGGCCGAAGACUGUGCCUGUUAAACACAGAAAAAAGGAUUGA